This is a messenger RNA of Tachyglossus aculeatus (Australian echidna), 977 nucleotides long. It is a transcript of the gene MMP7, whose product is annotated as matrix metallopeptidase 7. Gene Ontology annotation, molecular function: metalloendopeptidase activity; zinc ion binding. Lineage: Eukaryota; Metazoa; Chordata; Mammalia; Monotremata; Tachyglossidae. The transcript is spliced from 6 exons. Gene Ontology annotation, biological process: extracellular matrix organization; proteolysis; collagen catabolic process. The coding region runs from base 31 to 864 and encodes 277 amino acids. Gene Ontology annotation, cellular component: extracellular matrix. The record is from RefSeq and is a predicted model, not a curated record.
GUUGGCAAAAACUUCUCCUAAGGCAGCGUCAUGCAGUUUGUUGUGCUGUUCACUGUGGGUUUUCUGACCUCCGGCUUUUCUCUCCCAAUGCCCCGUGAAGCAGGAGAAAUAAGUGAGAAACAAUGGAAGGAGGCCCAGAACUACCUCAACAAUUUCUAUGCAAGUGACACUGAGAAAGAGUUGAGCAAUUUUGAGGACAAAAUUAAGAAAAUGCAAAGAUUCUUUGGCCUCAGUAUAACAGGGGUCAUGAAUCCAAACAUCAUGGAAAUAAUGAAGCAGCCGAGAUGCGGGCUGCCCGAUAUCGCCCCUUCAGGAUUCACGCUGUUUCCAGGACCACGGAAAUGGACCUCCAAAAUAGUGACCUACAGGAUUGCGAUUUAUACGAAUCAAUUGCGACAUUCAAGGGUGGAUUCCAUCGUAUACAGGGCUUUUAAUAUGUGGAGCAGAGAGACUACUUUGUACUUCAAGAGGGUUCCUAGGGGUCCAGCUGAUAUUAUCAUCAGGUUUGCAAGAAGAGCUCAUGGGGACAACUAUCCUUUCGAUGGUCCCGGAGGCACCCUUGCUCAUGCGUUUACCCCGGGGCCAGACAUAGGAGGAGAUGCUCACUUUGAUGAUGAUGAAAAGUGGACCGAAGGCUAUAAAUCAGGAAUUAACUUGCCCUUCGUGGUCACUCACGAACUCGGCCAUUCUUUGGGGCUGAGUCAUUCUUCGAAUCCUAAUGCUGUGAUGUACCCGACCUAUAAUAAAAAUGACCCAUGGGAUUUCCAGCUGUCCCAGGAUGAUAUCAGAAGGAUUCAACAACUAUAUGGAAAGAAAAGAAAUGUUUGGGAUAUAUACUACCGAGAAGAAAAUACUCCUUCAUAAGGCUAUGUUGCUACUUUCCCGAAACAUUUCCAAAUUAAAAUGGAAAUGGGAAAACAACAACUUAAGAUGAAAAUAUAUGGCAAAUAAAAUCAGUCUAUGUAAUGCAAUGCUUC